ACGGGAUCCCGAAUGAAUAUGGCGACUUGUGCCGACAUCCUGCGGAGCGAGUUCCCAGAAAUUGACGGGCAGGUCUUCGACUACGUGACCGGCGUCUUGCACAGCGGCAGCGCGGACUUCGAGUCUGUGGACGACCUGGUGGAAGCUGUCGGCGAACUAUUGCAAGAAGUGUCCGGGGACAGCAAGGAUGACGCGGGCAUCAGGGCUGUCUGUCAGCGCAUGUACAACACUCUACGCCUGGCUGAGCCACAGAACCAGGGAAACAGCCAGGUGCUACUGGACGCCCCCAUCCAGUUGUCAAAGAUAAUGGAAAACUACGACUGUGACACCAAACUUCCAGGACUGCUAAAGAGGGAACAGUCCUCGACAGUGAAUGCGAAGAAACUCGAGAAGGCUGAAGCCCGACUGAAGGCAAAGCAGGAGAAGCGCUCAGAGAAGGAAACUCUGAAGACCAGCAGCCCUCUAGUCUUGGAGGAGGCAUCCGCUAGCCAGGCAGGCAGCAGAAAAGAGAGUCGGAUGGAAUCAUCUGGCAAGAACAAAUCCUAUGAUGUGCGAAUUGAGAACUUCGAUGUGUCCUUUGGGGAUAGGGUGCUGCUGACUGGAGCAGAUGUGAACUUGGCAUGGGGCCGACGCUAUGGGCUGGUGGGACGCAAUGGUCUGGGGAAGACGACGUUGCUAAAGAUGCUGGCCACUCGGAGCCUGAGGGUUCCAGCCCACAUUUCCCUGCUGCAUGUGGAACAGGAAGUUGCUGGAGAUGACACCCCUGCCUUGCAGAGUGUUCUGGAAAGCGACACCGUACGGGAAGACCUGCUACGGCAGGAGCGGGAGCUCAGUGUCAAGAUUGCUGCUGGCAGGGCAGAGGGCUCAGAAGCUGCACAGUUGGCAGAAAUCUAUGCCAAACUGGAGGAGAUUGAGGCCGAUAAGGCACCUGCCAGAGCAUCGGUCAUUCUCGCAGGACUUGGUUUCACUCCUAAAAUGCAACAACAGCCUACCAGGGAGUUCUCCGGCGGCUGGAGGAUGAGAUUGGCCUUAGCCCGGGCUCUGUUUGCCAGGCCAGAUCUCCUGCUGCUAGAUGAACCCACAAACAUGCUGGAUGUAAGGGCCAUCCUGUGGUUGGAGAAUUACCUGCAGACGUGGCCCUCCACAAUCCUAGUUGUCUCUCAUGACCGCAACUUCCUGAAUGCCAUUGCCACAGACAUCAUCCACCUGCAUAGCCAACGACUCGAUGGUUACCGAGGGGACUUUGAAACCUUUAUCAAGAGCAAGCAGGAACGGCUACUCAAUCAGCAGCGCGAGUAUGAGGCCCAGCAGCAGUACCGCCAGCACAUCCAGGUCUUCAUAGACCGCUUUCGGUACAAUGCCAACAGAGCGUCUCAAGUGCAGAGUAAACUCAAGAUGCUGGAGAAGCUACCUGAGCUAAAGCCGGUGGACAAGGAGUCAGAGGUGGUGAUGAAGUUCCCUGAUGGCUUCGAGAAGUUCUCCCCACCAAUUCUGCAGCUAGAUGAGGUGGAUUUCUACUAUGACCCUAAACACGUCAUCUUCAGCCGCCUGUCUGUCUCUGCUGACCUUGAGUCUCGCAUCUGCGUGGUUGGAGAAAAUGGGGCUGGGAAGUCUACUAUGCUAAAGCUGCUCAUGGGGGACCUGACUCCUGUUCGAGGUAUCAGGCAUGCCCACAGGAAUCUGAAGAUAGGCUAUUUCAGCCAGCACCAUGUGGAACAGCUAGACCUGAAUGUCAGCGCUGUGGAACUCCUGGCUCGAAAGUUCCCUGGGCGGCCUGAAGAGGAAUAUCGACACCAGUUGGGUCGGUAUGGCAUCUCUGGGGAACUGGCCAUGCGCCCUGUUGCAAGUUUAUCUGGGGGCCAGAAGAGCCGGGUAGCCUUUGCUCAGAUGACCAUGCCUUGCCCCAACUUCUACAUUCUGGAUGAGCCCACAAACCACCUGGACAUGGAGACAAUUGAGGCUUUGGGCCACGCUCUCAACAACUUCAGGGGUGGCGUGAUUCUGGUAUCCCAUGACGAGCGCUUCAUCCGGCUGGUGUGCCAGGAGCUGUGGGUGUGUGAGAAAGGCAGUGUGACCCGGGUUGAGGGAGGAUUUGACCAGUACCGUACCCUCCUCCAAGAACAGUUCCGCCGGGAGGGCUUCCUCUAGAGCCCCGACUGAAUGAGGACCGCCUAGGACAUGGACUGGUCGCGAGACCCCUGAGCUACCGCAUAGGCAGCCAGCUCCAGACCUGGGACUUUCCCUGUUUGGGGACAGCCUUAUUUCCCAGAUUUCUUUUCCUUUCAACUGGAGCAUCCUCUGCACAGUGUGGGGAGGCCUAUCGAAGGGCUUGUGGGGACAGCUCUGAUGGAAAGGGUAGGGGUGCCAUCUGGGGUUAUAAGUACCGUAAUGCCCAGCUUGACAGGACCCCACAUGGCUGCUAUGUAAAUUAAAUAUCCUCCUGUA
Molecule: messenger RNA, 2445 nt
Organism: Myodes glareolus (Bank vole)
Lineage: Eukaryota; Metazoa; Chordata; Mammalia; Rodentia; Cricetidae
Gene: Abcf3
Product: ATP binding cassette subfamily F member 3
Molecular function (GO): ATP hydrolysis activity; ATP binding
Source: RefSeq, a predicted model, not a curated record